CUGAGUUUACAGGCUGACAGGGAUGCAAAGGGCUGGUGGUGCUGAUGUCAGAGCCAGAAGACAGUUGUGAUUGGACCUAAUUAGACUUUGCAGCAGCAAAUAGACAAGCUCCCUGCGUGAUUGGCUUCAAAGUGGCUGGUGCCAAACAACUAGCAGACGAGCCAAAGUAGGAGCCCUGCGUUCGCUGGGAGCCCGGUCCGGAGCGGCCGCCUGGAGGAGGAGGGCAGCGGGGAGGGGGCGCACCUCCCCGCCGAGUCCUGUGGAGGAGCUGCUGCUGGCCGGGGUCCCCCCCACCGCCGCCGCGAGCUGGCCGAGAACAGCUGGGGAGCGGGAGCGGGAGCCCGAGGCUCGUCCUGAAAAGUGAGCCCGCUCCCGGCCCGCAGGCAUCCGGCAGCGCUGGGCCAGCAGCAAAGGUGAGCUGCUGGGGACCGGGUCCCUCCCGGCUCUGGCGGCUGUGUCUCGGGCCAUGGCCUCCGUCCUGGGCACCAGCAGAGGGGCCGGAGGAGGGCUGAGCGGCCAACUCAAAUGCAAGUCCCAGAGGAGACGGCGGCGGUCCAAGAGGAAAGACAAAGUAACCAUGUUGUCAGCCUUCAUCGCUCCCUUCAAGCACUUAAGCCCUGGGGCCACCAACACGGAGGAUGAAGACAAUCUAAGUACCAGCAGCGCGGACGUGAAGGAAAACCGCGUGAGCAACUGGGAGGCGAGGCCCCUGGCCGCCAGCGACAGGGCCAGAGGCGGCACGCCCGGCGUGAAGCGGAAGAGGCCUCUGGAGGAGGGCAACGGCGGCCACCUGUGCCCCCUGCAGCUCGUCUGGAGGAAGCUCUCGUGGUCCGUGGCGCCCAAGAACGCGCUGGUGCAGUUGCACGACCUACGCCCGGGCCUGCAGUACCGCAUGGUGUCCCAGACCGGCCCCGUGCACGCGCCCAUCUUCGCCGUGGCCGUGGAGGUCAACGGGCUCACCUUCGAGGGCACGGGGCCCACCAAGAAGAAAGCCAAGAUGCGGGCGGCCGAGCUGGCGCUGAGGUCCUUCGUGCAGUUCCCCAACGCCUGCCAGGCCCAGCUGGCCAUGGGCGGUGGCGCCGGGCCAUCCACGGACUUCACCUCCGACCAGGCCGACUUCCCCGACACGCUGUUCAAGGAGUUCGCGCCCGCCGCCCCCAGCGAGGCCUUCCCUGGCCGCCGGCCCGCCGACCCCGGGCUGCUGGCCACGGCCUGCCCGCGGGGCCGGCUCCUCUGCCACCCGCUGGAUCUGGUGGGCCCUGCGGCCCCGGGCGACAGGAACCCCGUGGUCGUGCUGAGCAAGCUGCGCUCCGGCCUGCGCUACGUGUGCCUCGCGGAGCCGGCCGAGAAGCAGCGGGCCAAGAGCUUCGUCAUGGCCGUGUGUGUGGACGGCAGGACGUUCGAGGGCUCAGGACGCAGCAAGAAGCUGGCCAAGGGCCAGGCGGCGCGGGCCGCCCUCCAGGCCCUCUUCGACAUCCGGCUGCCGGGCCACGUCCCCAGCAGGAGUAGAGGUCAGCUCCUGCCCCAGGAAUUCGCAGACUCCGUGUCCCAGCUGGUCACACAGAAGUUCCGCGAGCUGACCGUGGGCCUGGCGUCCGCGCACGCCCGCCACAAAGCACUGGCAGGAAUCGUCAUGACCACAGGCUUGGACGUCAGGCAGGCACAGGUCAUCGUCCUGUCCUCAGGCACCAAGUGCAUCAGCGGCGAGCACAUCAAUGACCAGGGACUGGUGGUCAAUGACUGCCACGCAGAGAUCGUGGCCCGGAGGGCGCUGGUCCACUUCCUGUACGCACAGCUGGAGCUACACCUCAGCAAGCGGCGGGAGGACUCAGAGCACUCGAUAUUCGAACGGUCCAAGGACGGCGGCUACCGGCUGCGGGACAACGUGCUGUUCCAUCUCUACGUGAGCACGUCCCCCUGCGGAGAUGCCAGGCUGCACUCACCCUAUGAGAUCACAGCCGACCUCAACAGCAGUAAGCACAUCGUCAGGAAGCUCCGUGGACAUCUACGCACCAAGAUCGAGUCUGGGGAAGGGACCGUCCCCGUCCGGGGCCCCAGCACCAUACAGACAUGGGAUGGCGUCCUGCUGGGUGAGCAACUGGUCACCAUGUCCUGCACAGACAAGAUCGCCAGGUGGAAUGUGCUGGGACUGCAGGGUGCGCUGCUCUGCCACUUCAUCGAGCCCGUGUACCUGCACAGCAUCAUCGUGGGGAGUCUGCACCACACCGGCCAUCUCUCCCGGGUGAUGAGCCACCGGACCGAGGACAUCGGCCAGCUGCCGACCUCCUACCGGCACAACCGGCCCCUCCUCAGCGGUGUGAGCCAUGCCGAGGCGCGCCAGCCUGGAAAGUCCCCACACUUCAGCGUGAACUGGGUGGUGGGCAACACCGACGUGGAGGUUAUCGAUGGCAUCACCGGCAGGCGGAGCUGCGGGGGCUCCUCGAGGCUCUGCAAGCACGUGUUCUCCGCGCGGUGGGCGCGGCUUUAUGGAAAGCUGAGCACACGGAUUCCGAGCCACGGAGACACGCCGUCUGUGUACUGUGAGGCCAAGCGGGGGGCCUGCACCUACCAGUCUGUUAAGCAGCAGCUGUUCAAGGCAUUUCAGAAGGCCGGGCUGGGCACAUGGGUGAGGAAGCCGCCUGAGCAGGACCAGUUCCUACUAACCCUCUGAGCCACCAGACCUGCGGUUCCCGGAGAGGAGUGGGCGCCCGGGCAGGGCGGGGUGAGUGCGCGUGCGUGGGGAGGCAGGCGGUGCUCACCGGCUCUUCCUGCUCAUUUCCCCUUGGUGUUCCAGAAGCACAUGUGUGGCCAACGUUCGACGGGCAGCUAGACUCAAACCGGGAGCGUACUGCUCCCACGUUGUCAGAAGCCGGGCGGCCCCCCGACCUGGAGGCGCAGGUGCAGCCAACUCUUCCUGGUGUGUCAAAGGGAAAGCUUCCGUUCAGGCUAAAGGGUCUGAGGUGCAGCCUUGAACAGCGGAGCCGAGGGCUGCGGCUGGAAACGAGCCUCGGGCACCGUUCCCUGGGUCUUCCUCCCCGCCACGAGCCUCGAGCAAUGCGUCUGGUUCUCUCUAGCACAAGCUGACAUGAUACUUCAGGAUAAGCCACAAUGAAGAGAAAAGCCAUGGGCUCCUCUCCAAAGAAGCCAACAGAAAGCUUACCAUCCUCAUUACUCACUUAAGUUUUAACUCCACCUCCUUUCACAGCAGAUUCAGGAUGCGCAAUAUUGAAGAACCCCUAAGCCAGGACCAGAGAAAUGAAGUCCAUUCUUGCAGAGCGAAGGAACAGGGCCCACAGCACCCGUGAGCAGAGAUGUAGGACGUGGGCAGACUGAACUUCCAGAACUGUGCGCCACAGCCACCCCUGUACCUGGACCAGUCCCCACCGGUCUUCACUGGUCCCCACCAGUCCCCACCAGUCCUCAACAGUCCCCACCAGUUCCCACCGGACCCCACCGGUCCCCACCAGCCCC
Molecule: messenger RNA, 3471 nt
Organism: Neofelis nebulosa (Clouded leopard)
Lineage: Eukaryota; Metazoa; Chordata; Mammalia; Carnivora; Felidae
Gene: ADARB2
Product: adenosine deaminase RNA specific B2 (inactive)
Exons: 10
Coding region: 467-2671 (734 amino acids)
Biological process (GO): adenosine to inosine editing; RNA processing
Cellular component (GO): nucleolus; cytoplasm
Molecular function (GO): tRNA-specific adenosine deaminase activity; double-stranded RNA adenosine deaminase activity; double-stranded RNA binding
Source: RefSeq, a predicted model, not a curated record